Messenger RNA from Gigantopelta aegis, 4004 nucleotides. Its product is annotated as glutamic acid-rich protein-like. Lineage: Eukaryota; Metazoa; Mollusca; Gastropoda; Neomphalida; Peltospiridae. The transcript has 12 exons. Bases 44 to 3013 code for a protein of 989 amino acids. Gene Ontology annotation, cellular component: nucleus. The record is from RefSeq and is a predicted model, not a curated record.
ACAUGGACAUUGUUUCCUUUUAGAUUUGUCAGAUGAGGUAACAAUGGCUGACAGCAGCACAGAUUCUGAUGUGGAUGCUCUCCUUCAGAAGAUUGCUAACAAGUUGUUAAAAAGUACAAAGAAAAGUUUAAAGAAGAAGAAAAUCAAGAAAGGCAAAAAGCAUGAGGAAAAAGAAAAUGUUCCAGAAGACAAUACCGGCGAAUCUGUAACAAAAUCAGAGAAUGAUGGUCGAUUUCCAGUGAUAUCUGCAAAGGCUCAUACAGACUCACACAAGCAUUUUCAAAACACCCCUAGUGAACAUACUAAAGGAAAAAGUGCUGGUAAAACUAAACCAGUUAAAAAUAAGCAUCAACAUUCGUUACAGUUACCCAACUCAAAUGAAAGCAUUUCCAAUAGACAUCGACAGUCUAGCAUAUCCUCAUAUCCCAUACUGUAUUCAGAUACUUCAUUCAUCGAGGAUAUUGGCAUACCUUUAGUUGAGUCGACAAGAAUUCACAGUCGAGAAAGUAUCAGUGCGAUGAACCUUUAUGAUAGUUCUUUUAACUCCACUGUCUCCAAACACAGCAAGCAUUCAAUAGACGACACUUUUGAGACUGAUUCUUAUGAAAAACUUAAAAUUAAGAUCCACCAGAAGAAGUUUGAUACAAAAGCAGCCUUUCAGGAAAACAUGAAGACGUCGUCAAAUGCUUCAAAACAUUCUGAUGACGGACAAUGUUUUUCUCCUGAAAAAUCACAUGAGGUUAUCACUGUUAUUCCUGAGAGUGAUGAUGAAGUCGGUGAGGACAAAUUUUAUUCCGUUGUGGAAGACAGAGUUGAUUCUGUAAAAGAAUCUUCAUUUGAAUCUUCGUAUGAAAUACAGGAUAUGUCCAUGCAAACUGAGGAAGGUUUUCACAAUCCAGACCCGAGUCAUUAUGAUAUAGAAUGCAAGAAUACUUGUUCAAGUGCAGAAACAUCAUUUGUUGAAGUGAUGGAUACAUCUAUGCAAACAGAAAGUCAUAUAGAAAUUGUAGACUUGGAUCAUGAUGACCACAAGCUGCUGAAUAAUAAUGGUCCGAUUUGUUUAGAUAAUCACUCCAUCAGUGACAGCAAAGGAUUGGAUCUUAAAGGUUCCAAAAGAAAUGAUGAGAAAACAUUGAAGAAAUUUACUGUCAUGCCUGAGAGGUCUUCUAACUGUAGAGGCUUGAAGGAUCAUUCACCUGCAGACUGUAGAACAGUUUCAAGAGACUCGCGUCACAAAGAGUCGAGGAAUCUAGCGAUCUCCAUCUCUAACGGUUCUCUACCUGACCUGGAUGAUGCCUCGUUUAAGACCUGUGUGAGCUCCAUGCAGUCACAGAGUGAGAUAACCCUGGAAGAUGACCUUACCGACAGAAUGAAGAACAUGAUGGGAAGAACACGUUCUACAAGCUACAAUGACCAUGAUAGUGAUAUGAAGAGAGUCAGCAAUUCGGAACUCAAAAACAAAUCAUCUGUUUUGACCAAGUUAAAAGAAUCUGGUUCAGUGACAACAGAUGUAUUGUAUGGUACAACAAGAAUGGCAUCAGCUGCUGAGCUAGUUGAUUAUAAACAGAUUAGCAGCCAUGCAGUGAAUUCUCAAGAGGAAGAAAAAGAACAUCGACAAGAAGUCACUAGUGGAUCAUGGAGACCAAAGAAGGAAGUGAGUGAAUCUAGUGAAGAGGAAGAUCUGGAAUUAUUUUUUCAAAAGAUACGGUCAUCCAAGAAGAGCAAGCAAGAGUCUCCAUCAUCAGUCAGCGAGUCAGAUGAUGAUGAUAUGCAGGACUUUAUUGUCAGAGAUAAUGAUGAUGAUGAUGAUGAUGAUAAAGAUGAUGAUGAAGAUGAUGAUAAAGAUGAUGAUAAAGAUGAUGAUAAAGAUGAUAAAGAUGAUGAUGAAGAUGAUGAUGAUGAAGAUGAUGAUAAAGAUGAUAAAGAUGAUAAAGAUGAUGAUGAAGAUGAUGAUGAAGAUGAUGAUGAAGAUGAUGAUGAUGAAGAAGAAGAUUUUAACCAUAAAACACCACAGCUGUCCACCAAAUCCAACACUUUAAGUGAUAGUGAUGAGGAGUUUCUGCAACAUUUGACUCCUCGUGUCAAAAAGUCAGUCACUCCACAUGUCAAAAAGUCAGUCACUGCUCAAGUUAAGAAGACUUCUCAGUCUGACAGCGAUGAUGAACACUUCAUCAAACCAGUAGCACCGGCUGUUAAGUCAAGAAAAGACCAUUCUGAUACGGGUUCGUCUAUUCCGAAGCAACCGAAUGGUAAAAACUACAGUUUCUUGAAAUCGUUAACUUCAGACUCACUCUCGGAAUCAAGACGACACCAAGAAGCUGUCAAGUAUGUGACAAGUUUCAAGAAACACAAGGAUGAACUCACCAGGCGACUUUUUUGCUUGUUCAAUGAAACUGUAUUUGAAAACAAGCUUCCAGCAAACUUUGAUAUAGAGUGGAAUAAGCGACUACUGAGGACAGCUGGUUACUGUGUUUAUCAGAAGGGAUAUCACGCCAAGAUAAAACUGUCGACAAAAGUCUGUGACUCUGCAGAGCGAGUGCGAGACACAUUGAUCCACGAGUUGUGUCAUGCAGCUGUCUGGGUUCUCAACAAUAAGAAGGAUGGCCACGGUGCAUACUGGAAAUACUGGGUCAGGAAAGCUAACAAGAGCCACCCAGAAAUUCCAGUGAUUGCUCGCUGCCAUAACUACAGUAUCAACACUAAAUACACAUAUGAAUGUACUCAGUGUGGCUACAGUAUUGGUCGACAUUCCAAGUCACUGGACACAGAAAACAAAGUGUGUGGUCACUGCCAUGGCCGGUUCCAGGUCAGACUGACCGCGCAGAACAAUAGUACAUCUUCGGCUGCAGGGACCCCUCAGACCCCCCGGACCCCCCGGACCCCCAACAGGUUUGCCCUGUUUGUGAAGGACCACUACGGGGAGUUGAAGAAGAAACACAGAUCAUUCUCUCACAAGGACAUCAUGCAGACACUGAGCAGAGAGUUCGCAGAAAAAAACAAAAUUGACAGAUGAUUUUCACAUGUAUAUGUAGAGAAUAACUAGUUAAUGCCGUUGGAUAUUGGCUCUAUCCUGUGUUGGUAAGAAUGGGAAAUUUCACAUUCGGCCUGAACUGGAUAAAGCUGAUAUCUGACAUCAUUAAAUUGUUAUUAUUUUUUAUCCUGCAGUCCAUAAAAAUUAUGGGUAAAAGCUAUUAUUUCUGUUAUUUCAGAGAUAUUGUAUGAUGAUCUAGAGGUCAAAUGAGUGAUUUUGUAAUGUAGCUAUAUGCAUGUGACAUCGCAAGUGUGAUGUCAAAAUCUUUUCUUUAAUCGGUCAUUGUAGUCAGCCAAUAGAAACAAUGGUUGCAGGAUAAAUCUGUUUAAAUCUGUGUAAAUAAAACAUCUGAUUUGAUUUACACUGUACUCCAGCCAUUUAUGGUGUAGUGGUUGAGUCAUCAGGUUCAAGGCUAGUAAAUGGUGAGUUCGUAUCCCAUUACCAGCAGUGAGCAUACGGGGUGUCAGUAAACAUUCAUUCAUUCAUUCAUUCAUUCUGCAAUAAUUAAUGUGUGUAUCCAGGACUGUCUGAAGCCACAUCCAGGAAAUAAAUGACAAGGAAUAGGUGAGAUUAGCCAACAGAACCAGUGUCUAUAAAAGAUCAUUAUGACAGAAUAGUUUUAUACAGUGUGGGCCGAAUUUAACGUGCCUUUUUUUUCGUAAAUGUUUUUUUUAAGACUUGUAAAUGUAUGUAGUUACAUGCAUGCAAGUCAGAAAUGGGCUUUUUAAAAUUCGUUCCUGUAUAUUUUGCUAAAUAACAACAAAAGCCAAGUCAAUAACUACCCUACCCCCCCCUCUCCCCCCAAACCCCCCUCUUAAACCACAACAAAAUAAAACGUUGAGAAAGUGAAAAUUUAUAAUUACUCUUGAAUAUUGAACAUUUAAAUUUAUGCAUAUUUCUUGAUCACUGUGACUUGAACAGUAAAUUAACAGUGAAACCAUUAUGACAACAAUAAAAGGUUCUAAUUUCCAGA